This is a messenger RNA of Dibothriocephalus latus, 876 nucleotides long. The record is from the annotation of a GenBank genome assembly. Lineage: Eukaryota; Metazoa; Platyhelminthes; Cestoda; Diphyllobothriidea; Diphyllobothriidae.
AUGAGGCGUAUUAAAGUGAGCAAUCCCAUCGUUGAGCUUGAUGGGGAUGAAAUGACUCGAGUUAUAUGGGCAAAAAUAAAAGAAAAGCUUAUAUUCCCCUAUUUGGAUCUCAAUUGCAUUUAUUUCGAUCUCGGCCUGCCUAAUCGAGAUGCUACGAACGACCAAGUCACCAUUGAUGCUGCUAAUGCUAUCAAGGAACAUUGCGUCGGGAUAAAGUGUGCAACCAUUACACCCGACGAGCAGCGUGUGGAGGAAUUUUCACUGAAGAAAAUGUGGAAGUCGCCAAACGGGACUAUAAGGAACAUUCUAGGGGGAACCAUUUUCCGCGAGCCUAUCAUCUGUUCAAAUAUUCCCAAUAUUUAUAAGGCGACCGAUUUAGUAAUUCCGACAGAAGGAGUGUUGGAACUACGAUUUACACCCAAAAACGGGGAAGCAGAAACGUUUCGUGUAUACGAAUUCAAAGGAACCGGUGGCGUUGGAAUGGCCAUGUAUAACACAGAUGAGAGUAUUUACGGUUUCGCGCACAGCUGUUUCAAGUACGCUAUUGAGAAAGAAUUGCCUCUCUACCUGAGCACAAAGAACACUAUUUUGAAGAAGUACGAUGGACGUUUCAAAGACAUUUUUGCUGAAAUCUAUGAGGCACACUAUCGUAAACAAUUCGAAAAACUUGGUACCUGGUACGAACAUCGACUGAUCGACGACAUGGUUGCACAAGCCUUGAAGUCCUCUGGGGGCUUUGUUUGGGCUUGCAAAAACUAUGAUGGUGACGUUCAAAGUGAUAUCAUUGCACAAGGUAUGUCUUUGUCUAUCCUUCUAAGUAGCAUGUACGGUUUGCUUUUUGAUGCCUUUCUACCCCUCUAUCCCGUAUUAUGGUAA